UUUUACACAAAGUCAACAGCUGGAUUUUCACAAAUGAGGACUUAUGAUUAUCGUCUGCAAUUAGGACGAUUAGGACCAACAGAUUAAAAGUUUUUGUAGGAAAACAGUUCCGGACUGUUGGCUGCUCUGGUUGUGUUGUCAAUUGCUCAAAAGUUGGUUAUGUUGACCAAUGUUGGUGUAGAGGUUAAGUACGUGAUCGGAAAAGGAGUGAUUACUAAUUUUCCAGGUAGCCAAAAAAUGAUAUACAAGGCAGAACUAGAUUUUGAUUGUCAUAAGAGCCUUUCCCUGUUUUUGCUCAAGGACGUACAGAAUGCUGCCGAAAUUAGAGAAAUGGUGACGAAGGGCACUUUGCACUGCUGUGUUAUAAAGCCUUGUUUGAUAGUGCAUCCUUUUCAGAUUGUUAUAGCUGCAAACAAAGCUGUCAUUAGCAAAAUGCAAGACAGGAUGACUACAAGAACACUUUCCACGGAGAUUUUGUAUAACUUGUCGAUCUCUAGAAACAUAACCCAGUCUCUGAUGAAAUUUGGAAUUGGAGAAUCAGAUAAGACCAUGUUGGUAAGCAUAAUUGAAGAAGCUGGCGAGAAUAGAAGUGAAAUUAUACUUUCUCACUUUAAAGGAGUUUUAUGCCCAAUUGAGGAGCUGUGUAACUUUUCUGAUGAAGUGUUAAUUAAAAUGGCAUAUAAAAUUAAGGAUUCUGAAUUGGAGGUGUCUUCACUUACCGACUCCAUUAUUACAAGAAUUGUUACAAGCGAUUUUACUUCAGUGUAAUAAUGUCUCCUAACAUCCCUGAUGUAACCCAUUUGUCAAAGACUACAGUACAGACCCAUGCUUUUUAAGAUCAGAAUUACAGUAUAUUAGUAGACUACAUAUCUAUUUAUUGUAUGUAUGCAAGGUUUGUAUUGGAAAAAAGUUUUGUAUUAAUAUAUUUUCUGAUGUUGUGCAUAUGAAAUCACACGAAGAGAGUAUAUAGCAGCACAGAAUUAUCCUUGUGUUACACUAUUCACCAUAUCAAAUGUCAAAAUUCAUAUUCGUGUUUUGUUCCACAUACUAAUUUUAUGUAUACGAUGUCAGAAGUUUCCUAAUAAACCUAAAACAGUAGCCAAGAAAUUGCAAGUUCUCAGUAACAGUGAAUUAAAAGUAUUUCUCUCAACCAGUUAUGUUAAAGUGAUUGUUCUUACUUUAAUGGCAACAGAUGUUCAUAAUGAUACCUCUCUGACUGAAAGCAAGCUUCAUAUCUUGUCAGAACUUAUUCAAACUCAUUUGUUGAAUAUUUUCCCGCAGUUCUUCCGCCAUUUAUGGACUUCUGAUAAAGUGUGCUUUCCAGCAUUUCCCACAAGUAAAAAUCACAUGGGCUUAAACCUUCAUCGACUGAUUAGCCAUGUCUUUUAUGAGAACCAUUUUUAAUUUUUCCUUUAUCUGCCAGGCCUUGGAAAAGUGUCUGAAUAUUAAAUUUACAUAAUGUUGAGAACUUACGAUUUCAUUAAAAGAGUGGCUCGAUUACUCUCUUGGAUGUAACUGUACACCAGACUAAACCUUGAAGGUCAUGAAGAGGUUGUUCAUGCAACUAAUGUGGAUUUUCUCAACUCCAGCAGCAGUUCUGAGUGUGCACAUAGCAACUUAAAUGCAGCCGUGCUUCAUCACUAAAUAAAACACUUCUGGGUUAGCAAUUCCAUCAUGCAUGGAUUCCAGCAACCAAUUGCAGAAAUGAAUUUUAAUGCAAUUACCAUGAUUCAUGAGUCUCUGAUCAACAGUUAUCAUGUAUGGUUGCACUUUCAGAAGACUUGCUGUUGUGUGAGCAACUUCCGGUGAUACUUAGCUUGUGGACCUAAUCAUGUCAGAGCUCUUCUUGGGCUUCUUUGAAAUGCACCUGAUUUUCUUUCAUAAAUAAAGCCUAUUUCUUAUUACUCAUUUUGUUCAAUGAUGAUUCCACACUAUGAUUUUUUUAACAUAUAUAUAUAUAUCAAUGACUGCUAAGAACAUUAACAACAGAAAAAUUUUAGUGAAAUUUAUGGCAUUAUAUUCUGUAGGAUGAAUUUUAUCAUGUUUUGACUGAGAACAAAGAAUACACAUGGCUUAGAAGGCUCCUAAACGCUAUAUUCUCAGUGUAAAGCAACUACAAGGAACAGACUUGAGAUUCACAUGAAGCAGGGGUUUAUGGCUGAAUAGUAUGUACCAAUCACUUGUAGUCCUCUUCCAACUACAAUGCAGUUACCUCAGUAUGGAUGUAAAUGACACUAAAGUAAAGAUGUCCCUGUACUUAAAUAAUUAAGCGCUACACCACGAAGGCAUAUUGAGGGUGGUAGGUGGAUAUACAGACCCAGAUUUUCUUGACAUCUGCACUCGAUGGAGAUGAGUGGUCAGCUUCAUGCCCCAGCCAUUUUACCCCUUAGGAAAGAGGCCCCAGGUAUCCACUGGAUAGGUUGGGUAGACCCCCAGAGCCUGUCUGGACGACAUGGAGAAGUGAAAAUUCUUGACCCCAUCGGGUGCUGAACUCCGACCUUUUGGUUGUUCAGCCCGUAGUCAGUCACUAUACUGACUACGCUAUCUCACUAAAAUGUCAAAAUAUAUAUUUAUAUACACAUUCUGUGUUUAUGCACUACAUGUUUCAGCCACACAAGGCCAUCUUCAGACAACACAUUUUUAAGGAAUCCACUGCACUUUGUCAAAUAGUACUCUUUAAAAUACGUCAUUAUUAUUAUUAUUAUUAUUAUUCUAUAUGUAAUUCCAUAUACUCAUUCUAACCUUUUAAUUGGCCUCUGUGCUGUUAAGUUGUACAUAAUUAAACAUGAAUUGAAUUGAUUUAAAU
Cryptotermes secundus is the source of this 2806-nucleotide messenger RNA. Its product is annotated as EKC/KEOPS complex subunit Tprkb. Gene Ontology annotation, biological process: telomere maintenance via recombination; tRNA threonylcarbamoyladenosine modification. Lineage: Eukaryota; Metazoa; Arthropoda; Insecta; Blattodea; Kalotermitidae. The transcript has a single exon. The record is from RefSeq and is a predicted model, not a curated record. Gene Ontology annotation, cellular component: nucleus; cytosol; EKC/KEOPS complex. The coding region runs from base 160 to 768 and encodes 202 amino acids.